AUGGAAAAAUUACCAGCAAUCGAGUUGUUAUUACACUUCCUCUGUUUGUUAAUCUUAGUUUCAGUUAGAAGCAGUAAUGGCCACUUGAUUAAUUGCUUGGCCUCUGAUGGAGAAGCUCUCAUGGAUUUCAAAACUGGGCUUCAAGAUCAUGGGAAUGUGUUAUCUUCGUGGAGGGGCAGAAACUGUUGUCAAUGGCAUGGAAUACAGUGUGACAACAAUACAGGUGAAGUGGUUACAAUUGAUCUCCAUAACCCAUUUCCAUAUCCUAUGCCGCCUUCAUUUAGCAGGUAUGGACCCUCCAACUUGAGUGGUGAGAUAAGACCAUCUUUGAUGAAACUCAAGUCACUAAGGCAUUUAGACUUGAGUCUUAACACUUUCAAUGGCAUACCAAUUCCUCAAUUCUUGGGAUCACUUAAGAAUUUGGAAUAUCUGAACUUGUCACAUGCUGGUUUUGGUGGCCUCAUUCCUCCACAUUUGGGAAACCUGUCUCGUUUGGAAGUUCUUAGUCUGAAAAACAACGUCCUUGAUUUGGAUGGUUACUUAGAUUUUCAUGCUUCUGAAUUACAUGUUGACAAUUUUCAGUGGAUCAGUGGUCUCGUCUCUUUAGACUAUCUUGCUAUGGAUGGGGUUAACCUUUCAUCGUUGAAAAAAUGGGUUGGUGCAUUAAAUCAACUUCCUUCUAUAGUUGAAUUGCAUCUAUCUCGCUGUAAAUUGUCUGGUGAUACUCUAUCUCCUGCAUCUCUAAAUUUCACUUCACUUUCUGUCGUAGAUCUCAGUUAUAAUAACUUCCAUUCAAAGAUACCUGAUUGGCUUCUGAAUGUAAGCAGCUUGCAGUAUAUUGAUAUGACUCAGAGUAGCCUACAUGGAAGAAUACCACUUGGUCUAGGCGAGAUGCCAUAUUUAUUGUUGUUGAUUUUAAAUGGCAAUUCAAAUCUUACAGGAAAUUGCUCACAACUCUUCAGGAAAGGAUGGGAAAAAAUAAAAAUUAUUAGGUUAAGAGCAAAUAAGGUAUAUGGAGAACUCCCUUCAUCUUUAGGAAACAUGACUUCUCUCAUGCUCCUUCAUCUUGACUCCAAUGCUAUUGAGGGUGGUAUUCCAAGAUCUAUUGGAAAACUUUCUUACUUGGUUGAUUUUUCUCUAUCAAGAAAUAAAAUGACAGGAAGUCUACCUAAAAUUCUUCAAGGAGAAAAAAGUUGUCCUUUUAGGAAUCCUCUUUCUAAUUUGAAAUAUUUGGAUUUGAGCAACAAUAAACUAGGUGGUAAAAUCCCACACUGGUUAGGUCAACUUGAAAAUCUUGUUGAACUUGAUCUUAGCCAUAAUUUGUUGAAAGGUCCCAUCCCUGCUUCAAUAGGGUUAUUGUCAAAUCUCUCUACGUUGAAACUUGGAAAUAAUGAACUCAAUGGGACUGUUCCUGAAAAUUUUGGACAACUUUCUAACUUGUUGUUGCUUGAUGUUUCUUCCAAUCAAUUGACAGGCACAAUCUCUGAAAUUCAUCUGUUAAAGAUGUCCAAAUUGACAUUUUUAGUCUUAUCAUCAAAUUCAUUCAUUGUAAAUGUCAAUAGCUCUAAUUGGAUGCCUCCAUUUCAAGUCCUUGGACUUGGAAUGAGUUCAUGUGUUUUGGGACCUUUAUUUCCAACUUGGCUCCAAUCACAAAAUGAGGUGAUCUUUUUAGACCUCUCAAAUGCUAGCAUUUCAGAUUCUAUACCAAAUUGGUUUUGGAAUUCCAUGCCUAACUUGGGAUUCUUGUCUCUUUCUCAUAAUAAUUUUUUUGGACAACUACCAGAGCUCACAGUAGAGAUGAGUCAUUUUCUUUACAGCAUUGAUCUUUCAAGCAACCGCUUCACAGGAAGGAUCCCUUCAAGCAUUGCCAACUGUCCAUCCUUGACAGUGCUAGAUCUUAGCAACAAUAAUUUGUACGGGGCUAUUCCAAACUCAUUAGGUCAGUUGCAAAAGCUUCAAGUAUUGCACCUAAAUGACAACCAACUCUCAGGCAAGUUGCCAUCAUCUUUGAUCAAAUUAUCCAAUUUGGUAACCAUGGAUCUUGGAAAUAAUAGACUUUCUGGUGUAAUUCCUACUUGGAUUGGAAACGGAUUUUCACAUCUUAUGAUUCUUAACUUAAGGCCCAAUUCAUUCUUUGGAGAAAUACCUUCUGAGCUCUCAAAACUUAGUUCACUGCAAGUUCUGGACCUUGCUGAGAAUGACUUGAGGGGCAACAUUCCAUCUAGCAUUGGUGAUCUUAAAGCUAUGGCUCAAGAAAAUAUCAAUGAAGAUUUUAAGUAUGUGGUUUAUCGAGAUGUGACCUAUCAUGAUAGGUUGGUUGUGAAGACAAAAGGUCAAUCGCUAACGUACACUGAGACUCUUCCGCUUGUCACUAGCAUAGACCUUUCUGGAAACAACUUGUCUGAAAGACUUCCCCAAGAAAUUACGAAGUUAUCUGGUUUAAUGUAUUUGAACCUGUCAAGAAACCACAUAACUGGGAACGUUCAUGGAAACGUAUCUGAUAUGCAUCAACUUCAAUCACUUGAUCUCUCAAGCAACCAACUUACUGGCACCAUUCCUCAGAGCUUGUCUUCCUUAUCAUUUUUGGCCUACUUGAAUUUGUCCUACAACAACCUUUCAGGUGUUAUCCCUUACAAGGGUCAAUUAACAACUUUUGAAGCAUCUUCAUUUGUUGGGAACCCUGGUCUCUAUGGUUGUCCUCUUCCUGUGAAGUGCCUACAUAAUAAUGACAAUCCUAGUGGUGGUUCUAACAAUGAUGGUGAUGGUGAUGGUGAUGAUGAUGGUGGGCUCAAUGAUAAGUGGUUUUACUUGAGUCUUGGUGUGGGGUUUGCAGCUGGGCUUUUGCUACCUUCUCUGAUAUUAGUGAUGAAGAGAAAUUGGAGUGAUGUUUACUUUGAUUUUGUGGAAGAUGUUAUUGUCAGAUUUCUUGUGUGGAUGCAUAAAAGACGACUCAAGAACCAUGGGCGUGAGAUCAAGCCUCAUCACAAAAAAUAG
Molecule: messenger RNA, 2994 nt
Organism: Prosopis cineraria
Lineage: Eukaryota; Viridiplantae; Streptophyta; Magnoliopsida; Fabales; Fabaceae
Product: receptor-like protein EIX2
Exons: 1
Coding region: 1-2994 (997 amino acids)
Molecular function (GO): protein binding
Source: RefSeq, a predicted model, not a curated record